Molecule: messenger RNA, 4964 nt
Organism: Mesocricetus auratus (golden hamster)
Lineage: Eukaryota; Metazoa; Chordata; Mammalia; Rodentia; Cricetidae
Gene: Htr1b
Product: 5-hydroxytryptamine receptor 1B
Exons: 2
Coding region: 750-1910 (386 amino acids)
Biological process (GO): regulation of behavior; chemical synaptic transmission; bone remodeling
Cellular component (GO): plasma membrane
Molecular function (GO): G protein-coupled serotonin receptor activity
Source: RefSeq, a predicted model, not a curated record
UUGAAUGACAAGCACAAUUUUCUAAACGUAGAUGGGAAAAUGUGUUUUUAAUGUACUUAGAGUUAAAGAUGUCUCAGAGCCACAAGCGUGAAGUACAAAAUGCACAAACUGGCUGCUUCCUUCUAAGGCAGCAUCUCUGGUGCCUCCUUCCAUCCUGGGUGUGGCCUUCGGUGUUGGGUUAGAUUCCAGAAAGGAGAGUUCAGAGCUUGGGGCUUGCUCCACCUACCACCAACCUCCGGGAAAGAGGGAGGUGGUGGUAGGAGGAAGCCUAGACCCGGACGCCUGCACUAAGUCUGUGGCAGCGACUAUGGGCGUGGGUUGACUGCGGAGCACUAAGACUGAAAGCCCGCAGAGGCAAGAACAGGACGUCCCAUUUCCCAUUCCCCGCCUGAAAGGCGACUCUGAGUGUCAGGGUCGGGAGAAGGGACAAGGGAGCCUGAGCAGAGCUGGACUGGGUGGGCCAAUGCUCUAAUCACCCGGGCGAAGACGGGGCGUGGAGAGGAGCUAGCAGACGCGGCAGCAGCGCCAAGCGCGCUGGAAGUGCUGGGGAAGCGCCCGCAGGCUUGGUGGCGGCGCCUGUGACCUCUCCUUUCGGCUAACAACCUAGGUGGAGGAGUUACUGAGGAGCCCAGGUACUGGCUAGGCAAAAGAGACAAGCCUGUGGUCUCCAUGACCCUCCCAUCCUCUGCUGUCUCCUUCGUCCGCUCCAUGCUCAAGAGCUGCGCUCCGCUGCCGGGGCGAGGAGAGCCAUGGAGGAUCAGGGAGUUCAGUGCGCCCCUCCACCUCCUGCCGCCUCCCAGACAGGGGUACCGCUUGUCAACCUCUCCCACAACUGCAGCGCCGAGAGCCACAUUUACCAGGACUCCAUCGCCAUGCCCUGGAAAGUCCUGCUGGUUGCACUGCUGGCUCUCAUCACCUUGGCCACCACGCUCUCCAAUGCUUUUGUGAUCGCCACGGUGUAUCGGACCCGGAAACUGCACACCCCGGCUAACUACCUGAUUGCCUCUCUGGCAGUCACUGACCUGCUCGUGUCCAUCCUGGUGAUGCCCAUCAGCACCAUGUACACGGUAACUGGGCGCUGGACACUAGGCCAGGUGGUCUGUGACUUCUGGCUGUCGUCGGAUAUCACCUGUUGCACUGCUUCCAUCAUGCAUCUCUGUGUCAUAGCCCUGGACCGCUACUGGGCCAUCACUGAUGCCGUGGAGUAUUCCGCUAAAAGGACUCCCAGAAGGGCGGCCAUCAUGAUAGCGCUGGUGUGGGUCUUCUCCAUCUCUAUUUCGCUGCCACCCUUCUUCUGGCGUCAAGCCAAGGCUGAGGAGGAGGUGCUGGACUGUUUUGUGAACACGGACCACGUCCUCUAUACAGUCUACUCCACGGUGGGCGCUUUCUAUUUACCCACCCUGCUCCUCAUCGCCCUCUAUGGCCGUAUCUACGUGGAAGCCCGCUCUCGGAUUUUGAAACAGACACCCAACAAGACCGGCAAGCGCUUGACCCGAGCCCAACUGAUAACAGACUCGCCUGGGUCCACGUCCUCGGUCACCUCCAUUAACUCCCGGGCUCCCGACGUGCCCAGCGAAUCCGGGUCUCCAGUGUAUGUGAACCAAGUCAAAGUAAGAGUCUCAGACGCCCUGCUGGAGAAGAAGAAACUCAUGGCCGCUAGGGAGCGCAAAGCCACCAAGACCCUAGGGAUCAUUUUAGGAGCCUUUAUUGUGUGCUGGUUGCCCUUCUUCAUCAUCUCCUUGGUGAUGCCUAUCUGCAAGGAUGCCUGCUGGUUUCACAUGGCCAUCUUCGACUUCUUCAAUUGGCUAGGCUAUCUUAACUCCCUCAUCAACCCCAUCAUCUACACCAUGUCCAAUGAGGACUUCAAACAAGCAUUCCAUAAACUGAUACGCUUUAAGUGCACAGGUUGACUUGUCAAUGGCAGUGGGGUCGCCUAGGCGACCUUUGGGGACCAAGUUGGGUCUUUCCACAGGUAGGUCAAAUCUUCUUUCCCUGUUACUGGGUGGAAGCAAGGCUCUCUCUACUAGGCAAGGGCAAUGAAUCCUGAGAAUCCGGGCAGCUCUGAGAGAGCAAUCUGGAAGGUGAACUGCUCAAACUACUGCAAAGUGCCCAUGCUGAGGAGGUUAACUUCCUCCCCUCAAAGCCCGGGCUCAGCACAGAUCUUCCUGCAGCCAAUCACACCAACUUUUUAAUGUUGAUGAUGGAUGGGGUAUCCCUGCCCCGUUUUGUGUUGUGAACAUUGCCCUCUAAGCCAGUGGCGCUUGUAGGUGUUAUCUGAAGCCUGUUUGAUAUAGAUCUACAUACAGCCUGGCAGUACUUGAACUAGACACUUACUACCCUGUGCUUGGGGAGAACGUUGUGUUCCAGCUUUAUUUUAGAACACUUACUUUACAUCCUCCAGUCUUCAUUUGUUUAUUUAAAUUUGGUUGGAGAAACUUGUGGAUUUGGUGCUUCAAACACUAAAUGUGGCUUGGAUGGCACAGAGCAACCUUGAAGAGUUAAAGUGAAAUUCUAAUGCUAAGAUCUCUAUUUUUAUUACAAUUAAAAUAUAUGGGGGUGGUGGGUGGGGAUGGGAGAUGGGGAGUGUUACACUGAGGAGCAACACCUAAGAUUGUUUGUCUUAUGCAGAUUUCUAAUUUUUUAAAUUCCUGUUUUGUGAGCGUCAAACUACAACUCUAACAACUCAAACAAAACAUAAUGUGUGCUAGUGCCAAAGUCUGCAGGCUGCAUUGUUUCCUAAUCUCAUGUACCAGUCAUUUUACACACUUAAAUCCCCACCAAUGGAGGGUAUGCUGGGUGACUCAGCCCAAACUGCUGCCAUUAGAGGAGUUUGUCAAAUGGAUUAGAGUUGUAUACAGUUCCUUAACAAGAAAGUAUCUUUAUUCCUUAUCUAAUUCCGUGAUAUACGGAGAAGACUGAUGGAACAGAUGUUAUUUCUUAUAUAAUUAAGGAAUAAAGGGGGAGAUAAGAGGAUGUAUAUUUUUGACUUGUAAAAAAUUUUAAAAUGCAUGAGACGAUUUUUGAUAAGCAUUUGCACUCUCUCCCAUCUGUGAUUCCCUUGUGUGCAAAUAUAUAAAGUAAACAAGAGAACAAGAUUCCCUGUCCAGAAAUCUUCAAAAUGCAGCCAGAACCCCCCAAACUAUAUUAAAGUGAGAGAGAGAGAGAGAGAGAGAGAGAGAGAGAGAGAGAGAGAGAGAGAGAGAGAGAGAGAGAGAGAGCGAGCCUGGGACUCUACCUUGUUUUUUUCUUACUAUUGAAGUUUGGGUAGGAGCAGCUAGAAAAAAAUCACAUAUUAGAAAUUUAGAAAAACUGAGAGAGCCUGAAAUUGAACCUAUUUUCUUUAUAAUUCAUAGAGCCACACCUCAGGCUUACUCAACAACCAGGAAACUGGCAAGUCUUCUAGCCUUGGAAAUGUGUUACUGACCUGCCACGUCAGUGACUAUACCAUCUAAAACAAUUGAAGCGUAUCUCUCUUUCUAAGUUUCAAUGACACUCGGUUAUUUUGAAUUCACUCUGAGGGGUACACGAUACAGAAAAUCAAGUACUAGAAGAUGAAAAACUAUUGCACUUUCUUAAUGAAAAGAAGCAGUUCUGAAGGGUCAUCUGUAAAAACAAAUGUGUAUGUGGAAUGUUUAAUAUGCCAAAGAAGAUUCACAGUCCUUGCUUCAGAGGCUGUCUGCACUCGAGACCUUUUGUCUGCAGAAGGAAGUUGUCUUUAUAAAAUGGAUCCACUCCCUGUGUGAAGCUGCCCAGUCCAGAUCAUCAGACAAUAGAUGUAGUGAGCUGAAUUUCACCGCUUGCCUCCUGUGCAGACCUUCACACUGGGUAAUGACUCUGAAAAGAUGCUAUUCAAAAGUUCACAUGUACUGUAGGUAAAAAAGGGAAUUUCAACAAACAUUAUACCUGACACUGGAGUAAGAUAAAAUCUUAGGCAUUAGAUAAUCCUAUAGAUUUCUGCUGGAUCCCUAGUUUCUUUGUGCUUUGUGACAUUUCUCCUAUGGAGGAAUGCACAUAGGGCAUGAUAUUUGUUUUUAUAUUAUCAAUAUGUUGGUCUUCUGUUUAUGCAGAUGUGUUUUCUUGGGGCCCAAGAGGCAAUUAAGUGAACUUCUAAGAGCCUUAGGGGAAAGUUAAUUGAAACAAAUAGCCACUUACAAAUGAUUUCUUUAUAGGGCACCUACAAUGAUUGUGUCAUCAUGUUAACAAAACAUGGUCAAUUUAGUCAAAUGGGUUGUUUGUUUUGUAAAUCACUGACCUUAAUUAUUGCUUGAGUAUUUGGCUGAAGUGACUGAAUUUGGGGCAUCGUGUAUCAAAUAGAAGCUUGCAAACCUUUGUAGUGAUAAGAGAUCUAGGAUCAUCAUCCAGCAUUGCACAUGAUUAUGCAAGGUGUAUAUUCAUCCCAGAGGUAUUCAGAUAGAACUGUUCAGUUCCUUUUCAGUUACUACUGCAUAUGAGCAUAGUUUGUUCCAUAAACUAGGCACAUGGCUUUUUUGCAGGACAUAAAAUGGGAGAUGGAAAUGUUUAACUUACAUAGAAAUGAAAAUAUAUUUUCAUUGACUAUGGUAAUAAGUACCAUUUUCCAUGUUGUUAAAUUGCACAGAUUUUCACACAAGUAUAUGAAUGUAUAUUCAUCUAAAAAUGCCAAUAUUGUCUUGUGUUUGUAGGAACUUUAGAGUUUCCUUUUUUAAAAUGGACACUGCACCCAUGGAAUGAAUGUUUUAGAAGUUUGACAAAUUUCCUAUAGAACAAUGUUGUUCACUUUUCCUCUCUAUUAUCUUAGUUUUAUCUUCUUUAAGUGGGAAGUACUGAGAGGACUGUAACUCACUCAAGCAGUAACGUCUUCGACUGUGUGUAUUUGAUAGAGUUUUGUGUCUGAAAUUGCCUUUGGUAUUCCAGCUCUCAGCAAACGUGUAAUUGGAAAUCAAAUUUAGGAAAAUGAUGAAAUAAAAGUCCGUUGUGUUCUAAAA